Felis catus (domestic cat) is the source of this 2601-nucleotide messenger RNA. RefSeq names its product ETS proto-oncogene 1, transcription factor (gene ETS1). Gene Ontology annotation, biological process: cell differentiation; regulation of transcription by RNA polymerase II. The record is from RefSeq and is a predicted model, not a curated record. Gene Ontology annotation, molecular function: sequence-specific DNA binding; DNA-binding transcription factor activity, RNA polymerase II-specific. Gene Ontology annotation, cellular component: nucleus. NCBI's taxonomy places the organism in Eukaryota, Metazoa, Chordata, Mammalia, Carnivora, Felidae.
CACCGAGCGGAGGAUUCCUGCAGGUAGUUGGAAAGAGACCACAGACAUUGAGGGAAGCUUACUCAGGACCUUUUCCUCACCCAGUCUCUCCGGCCAAGUAGUAAGUGAAGUGUGCUGAAAGCCUGAGGAUGAGCUACUUUGUGGAUUCCACAGCCAGUGGCCCUGCCCCUUAUUCAGCAGUGCGUCCUGCGGUGGCGAGGCAGGGACCCAUCAACUCCUACGAAGAUCCUCGAAUGGCCUGUGGUUUCCAGUCCAGUUAUCACCCGCAAAGAGCUUACUACCCCUUCUGGGAUGAGAUGGCCACUCAGGAAGUUCCCACUGGUCUGGAACACUGUGGCUCAGAUAUGGAAUGUGCUGAUGUCCCACUGUUAACUCCAAGCAGUAAAGAAAUGAUGUCUCAAGCGUUGAAAGCUACUUUCAGUGGUUUCUCUAAAGAACAGCAACGACUGGGAAUUCCCAAAGACCCCCGGCAGUGGACAGAAACCCAUGUGCGGGACUGGGUGAUGUGGGCUGUGAAUGAGUUCAGCCUGAAAGGUGUGGACUUCCAGAAGUUCUGUAUGAAUGGAGCAGCUCUCUGUGCGCUAGGGAAAGACUGCUUUCUCGAGCUGGCCCCGGACUUCGUCGGGGACAUUCUGUGGGAACAUCUCGAGAUCCUGCAGAAAGAGGAUGUGAAACCAUAUCAAGUUAAUGGAGUGAACCCUACCUAUCCAGAAUCCCGCUAUACCUCGGAUUACUUCAUUAGUUAUGGUAUCGAGCAUGCUCAGUGCGUUCCUCCCUCGGAGUUCUCAGAGCCUAGCUUCAUUACAGAGUCCUACCAGACUCUCCAUCCCAUCAGCUCAGAGGAACUCCUCUCCCUCAAGUAUGAGAACGACUACCCCUCGGUCAUUCUCCGGGACCCUCUGCAGACAGACACUUUGCAGACAGACUACUUCGCCAUCAAACAAGAAGUUGUAACCCCAGACAACAUGUGCAUGGGGAGGACCAGUCGUGGUAAGCUCGGAGGCCAGGACUCUUUUGAGAGCGUGGAGAGCUACGACAGUUGUGACCGCCUCACCCAGUCCUGGAGCAGCCAGUCCUCUUUCAACAGCCUGCAGCGCGUCCCCUCCUAUGACAGCUUCGACUCAGAGGACUAUCCAGCCGCCCUGCCCAACCACAAGCCCAAGGGCACCUUCAAGGACUAUGUGCGUGACCGUGCUGACCUCAACAAGGACAAGCCUGUCAUUCCUGCUGCCGCCCUGGCGGGCUACACAGGCAGUGGACCAAUCCAGCUGUGGCAGUUUCUUCUGGAAUUACUCACUGAUAAAUCCUGUCAGUCUUUUAUCAGCUGGACCGGAGAUGGCUGGGAAUUCAAGCUUUCUGAUCCAGAUGAGGUGGCCAGGAGAUGGGGAAAAAGGAAAAACAAACCUAAGAUGAAUUAUGAGAAACUGAGCCGCGGCCUCCGCUACUAUUAUGACAAAAACAUCAUCCACAAGACGGCGGGCAAACGCUAUGUGUACCGCUUCGUGUGUGAUUUGCAGAGCCUCCUCGGGUACACGCCCGAGGAACUCCACGCCAUGCUGGACGUCAAGCCCGAUGCCGACGAGUGACGGACACCAAAGGGGUCGGGGCACCUCUGCUGAGACAUUUCGAAGAACAACCACGUCGGUCGGACUCUUAAUUUUUAAUUGUUAUUCUAUUUUUAAUUUUCCAGAACUCAUUUUUUUACAUUCAGGGGUGGGCGCUAAGUGGGCUGCAGCUAUAAUCAAUUGUGCGCAGUUGGAAAAGGACGGCCAGGACUUGAGGGGUGGGGGGGGACAAGAAAUUCUUGAGCAAAUUUUCAGGACAGAGAGAAGGGUCUUCUUAAGAAGCUUGAAGAAUCUGGCUUAAGGGAGGAGACUAAUGUGUCCCAUUACUUUUAAAACUCAUCCGUGAAAACAAUGCGUCUCGAGUGGUGGACCUAUUAGCAAAAGAAGUUGACACGUCAGGAGUCAUGAGACCCAUGAGAGACAAUUUAUUUGCUUUUGUUUUUAGGUCUGGGAGGGCAAAAAAGAGGGAGGUGGGAUAAAACAUUUUGUUUGGGGGAUGCACUAAAAACCAAGGACUAUUUACCUUUUACUCUACUUUCAAAACAAAGAUAGACUUCAGUGGGGAGGGGCCAAAACUGUUUUUGUGUUAAAAUUUUAUUUUAUUAAAUUUUGUGCCAGUAUUUUUUUUCUUAAAAAAUCGUCUUAAGCUCUAAGGUGGUCUCAGUAUUGCGGUUUCAUGCGAGUUUGUUUUUAUUUGCCGACUGAGGAUUCUGUCACAGUGAAAGGAAACUGUUUAUAUAGACCCCACUGGAAACGCAAAGUGCUGUCACUCAGAUCGGGGAUCCCAAAUUCAUGUGACUUCUAUAUGAAGGAAAAAGAAACAAUGCUGAUUUGGGUACAAGGGACCUGUGCAUGUGAAUUUCAUCUGUAUUUUAAAAACUGAUCACACCCCUCUACUUACUUGUCAUUAGUGGAUUCUCGGGGUUUGGGCUUAACGUUGAGUUAAGAAGCAUUAAGUCUUUGAACUGAAUGUAUUUUGCCACCCUGGUUUUGGACCCCAGUAAAUGUAGGAGCACUGUUGAAGUCAUAGAAUGGA